This is a messenger RNA of Myxocyprinus asiaticus (Chinese sucker), 2939 nucleotides long. RefSeq names its product putative deoxyribonuclease TATDN2. The transcript is spliced from 6 exons. The record is from RefSeq and is a predicted model, not a curated record. Bases 133 to 2370 code for a protein of 745 amino acids. Gene Ontology annotation, molecular function: hydrolase activity, acting on ester bonds. Lineage: Eukaryota; Metazoa; Chordata; Actinopteri; Cypriniformes; Catostomidae.
CUAACUGUUUGUGGGCAUCCACUGGCACCUUAUGAACAGUGUCAUGGCCUGUUUCUGUUUCUCAAAUAACCUGCAACUGCAACUCAUGAUUGACAUGGCUGGGUUUGUGUGUUUGUGAUUGUCAUUCUUGUUAUGAUCUAUGUAUUUUUAUGUCUGUGUUUCCUGUCUUCAUGGCAAGAUCCUAGUGUGAUGAACCGUAAAAGGGAAAAGGUGAAAUUUACAUGGCUACAUAAAGCUGUGGACUCCCCCAGAAAGCUCAUGAAGAACAAUAUGGGUGUGGCACGGCCCACGUGCUGGGAUGGAGAUGGCCAGAAUGAUGGUGGUAUGAGUGAUGUUGGCUCCCCUGGCCUGAACACAUCCACUGGUUCGGCUGGGCUGGGUGAAAUGGAAAACAUGUACCUCAACACUCCUCAUAAAGAAAAGUCAAGUUCUUCACAGGCUCAGGUCACACCCAAAGCGCACUUAAAGUUCACUGGGCACCACAGAGCAUUGCAGAAAAUAACCAGUCCUGGUGAGGACACACAAACCCCUGUUGGAUCUUCACCUCCUUCUGCUGGGAGGAAACGCAGGAGUUCAGAUGAGGGGUUAAAAGUAAUUUACCUCAAAGCGCUGAAUGCUGUGAUAGGGAAUGCAGACACGAAUUCACACUCUGGUGGGCCAAAAACACACUCUGCAAGGAAAACUCUCGACAUACCUGUGAAGGCAAAGGAAGAAACAAACUCACCAACUGGCCAAAACCGCUCUGACGAGAACUGCUGUACAUUCAGUGAGAAGAAUGAAGCACUUCCUCUGAUCAAGAUGAAGGACAAUAGGCCCCCACUGCUGGAGUUCAUAGGCACGGAAGACGAUGAGAUGAAAAUAAUGUUGGACACCAGGAGUGUGAUCCUAAAGAGAACUGAAUCACCUGAUUGGUCAGAUGUCGAGGACUCCGAGCAAGUUGAGGUUUUCUCACAGGAUGAGUCCUUGGAGUCCAAGACCCAACAAAAGAUGGAGUACAAGAGGGAUUUUGAGCUUGUGGACAUCAUUGAUAUGCCCCCACCAUUGGAAUACAUAUCGUACUCAUCAACACCUUUCAUGUCUCCAAAACUCUGGAACUCGGAAUCUAGGAACCCCCAAGAUAGAGGGCCUGACUCUACCCCGACCAUCCCUCCCAGCAGCACAGAUAGUACUGGUUGGCCAUUAUUAACUGCCAGGGAGGUGGAGAUGUUGUCAAAGCACCCACCCCAGGACACAGCCUCUGACCUUUCACCUUCCAAAAACCGUGUGUGUAGUAGCACUGCAGUAAGGCGGUCUCUCAAAUUACAUCCAUCAAGUAUCAGUUCCUCUCCAUUUCCCAAUCCUUUCCCUGUGCCCAGCAGAGCUCAUAGAACUGUAACCUCUGCCCCCUGGGCACCUGGUAGCUGGGCUUUCUCGCCUCUUAUUGGACACGGGACUUCAGACUCAAACACUUGUGCAUCCUUGCAGAUGCGUUUUACUUUCGACAGUGCCACCUGCAGGAUGUCGGUUGGCUCGGAGCCUCUUUGGCUGUCGGAUUUGGACCACUGGAAUGCAGAUUCUCAAGGAUUUAUUGAUACCCAUUGUCACCUUGAUAUGCUCUAUGCAAAGUUGGGUUUCCAGGGAACUUUCCAAAGAUUUCAAAGCGAGUAUGCAAGUAGUUUCCCGGUGGAGUUUAGGGGUUGCAUCGCAGACUUCUGCCACCCACGAAUAACCCAGAAAGAGGACAUUUGGGAGGGGCUACUCGGAGAGGAGCGAGUGUGGGGGGCUUUUGGCUGCCACCCCCAUUUUGCCAAGGAGUAUAACCACACUCAUGAGCAAAGCAUCAUGGGUGCAAUGCGUCAUCCUAAGGCCAUUGCGUUUGGAGAGAUUGGUCUGGAUUAUUCGCAUAAGAAUUCCACAGACACCUGGAAACAGAAAGAGGUGUUUGAACGGCAGUUGCAGUUGGCGGUCUCUCUUGGAAAGCCUCUAGUCAUACAUUGCCGUGAUGCUGACGAUGAUGUGCUGCAAAUUAUGAAGAAGUGUGUUCCCCGGGAUUACAAAAUACACAGACACUGUUUCACCAACAGCUACUCCGUGAUUGAGCCGUUCUUGAGUGAAUUCUCUAAUCUGUGCGUGGGUUUCACUGGACUGGUAACGUACCCUCGUGCUGUGGAGGCUCGAGAAGCUGUGAGGAAAAUCCCACUUGAAAGAAUCCUACUGGAGACAGAUGCACCAUAUUUUCUUCCCAGACAGGUGCCCAAGUCUGUAUGUAGGUUUGCUCACCCUGGUAUGGGCAUACACACGCUGCGUGAGAUCAGUCUGCUAAAGGGAGAGCUCCUAACCACAGUACUUGAAACAGUCCGACAGAACACCAAAUUUAUCUAUGGCCUGUAAUCAAAUAUCGUUUUACUGCCUGCUAGCAUUGCUAGAAUAGAUCUACUGGACCUGUUAACAUAGCAACUGUUGUCUUCAUCUUGUUCUGCUGUUGUCAACUUGUAGGUCUUCCAUCAGUGACAGUUUUUCCAACAGCAAAGUACAAAUCUGUAUGACUUGGAAUUUAUAUUUCAUUGUACAAUGGUACGUGUAUGUGAGUGUUAGAGCAUUGUGAUUUUCACUUUGCUGUGGUGAAAUAAUAUCUGUUUAAAAAAAUGUUAGUAAUGCUUUUAUUUUAACAUCUCUUCAGUUUGUUUUAAAAUGGUUCUUUCUGUUCUUAGAAUUCUUUUUUCAUGUGUCUGCAUAAAUGCUUGCAAGUUUUGUAUGCUUAAGUCAUAAGUGACAUAAAAUGCCAUCUUAUGUCUUCUGUUACAUUUAAAAUUAUUCAAAGUAAUUCUCCUCUGUACUAUUACGAGAAAGUGUAAGUGAAAAAAAUUGUGAAACACAUUGUGAAAAGCCACAACAAAUAGCUUUUAUCAAGUUGUUGGUUUUAUAUAAAUGUAAAUUCCCCAGAGCUGACAGAGUGAAUA